Molecule: messenger RNA, 876 nt
Organism: Magnusiomyces paraingens
Lineage: Eukaryota; Fungi; Ascomycota; Dipodascomycetes; Dipodascales; Dipodascaceae
Exons: 1
Coding region: 1-876 (291 amino acids)
Source: RefSeq, a predicted model, not a curated record
AUGGUUCAAUCUAACAUUAUUCUCGGUGCCACAGCUCUCAUUUCUUCCAUGUCCUCUGUAGCUUUGGCCUUUCCAGUAAAGGAAAAGGGUUAUGACCACAUGGCUCUUGAAGCCUCUUUAAACAACGCUGGAGAAGAUAAUAAAAAGCUUAACGCUAGAGCUGAAGGUGAACAGGCUUUUUCUUCUGCUGAAACUCUUACUCGCACUGACUCAAUGGCGGCACUUGAAAAUCUUUCCAAUAAAUACGACAAUGCUUCCACAGAUCAAAAACUUGUCGAUAUCGCCUCAACAUUUGACCAUGACCACGACCACAAACACUUUGACCUUGACGACUACAUUAUUAUGGCUAUUAAGGAACACAUCAAGCAGCAUCAGGCCCAGCAAGCUACUGCCCAGGCUCAACGUGCUCAAUCCGCUCAAGCUGCUCAGGCUUCCAAACUUAACGCUAGAGAUGAGACUUCAAGUUCUGAUUCUGAAUCUACAGAUUCUGACAGUGCUGCGACCUUUGAUCACGAUCAUAAGCACUUUGAUCUUGACGACUACAUUAUUAUGGUUAUCAAAGAUUCAAUUAAACAACAUCAGGCCCAGCAAGCGGCUGCUCAAGCCCAACGUAUUCAAACCUCUCAAGCUACCCAGGCUUCCAAACUUAACGCUAGGGAUGAGACUUCAAGUUCUGAUUCUGAAUCUGCUGAAGUUGACAGUGCAGCUACAUUUGAUCACGAUCACAAGCACUUUGAUCUUGAUGAUUAUAUUAUUUUGAUGAUUAAGGAAUCCAUUAAGCAGCAUCAAGCUCAACACCAAGCUCAAGUUGCUGCUCAGCAGGCUCAAAAGGCUUCCCAACAAGCUCAGGCAGUUAACCUUAAGCUUCUUUUAUAA